Messenger RNA from Spinacia oleracea (spinach), 1162 nucleotides. RefSeq lists its product as uncharacterized. The record is from RefSeq and is a predicted model, not a curated record. The coding region runs from base 370 to 858 and encodes 162 amino acids. NCBI's taxonomy places the organism in Eukaryota, Viridiplantae, Streptophyta, Magnoliopsida, Caryophyllales, Amaranthaceae. The transcript is spliced from 4 exons.
UCCCAAUUUCCAUGUCAAAGACUUUUUCUCUCUCCUCUCAUGGCUCUCACCUAUUCACCUUCUCUGCUCCUUGCCUCCUUACUUCCUUAGUUCCUUAGACUCCUCUCGGCUCUCGAUCCCGGCGCUGCGGCGCACCACCACAACGGAACCAAUUAUCAAUAGACAGUUAAACUGGUUAGACAUUAGGGUCAGUGAUUUGGGAAUUGCCGAAUUCGGAUUUCGGAGUUAGAUCUAAGCGGCACUUCGGCAGGCCGGCAGCGGCGAAGCGCGACGAUUCAGCCACCGACACUGGUGGUCGACGCCUCGACGGACUGCAGGAGCAACCAAGCAAGAUCAAUGUGUUAGUACUUCAAAAGUUCAAAUUUCAAUAUGAAGUACAAGGUGGUCUGCAGGAAAGUUUAUGAUUAUGUUCGGUAUGAUUUGAAAGAAAUAGCAUUUCCUUCCUCAUUACCUGAUCCGCCUCACAUAAAAAAGCGCAGUAAAUUGACUUGGAAGGAAUCAUAUUAUGUUUUAAAGGAGGCCUCCCGUCUUUAUGCAGCAAGCUGGGUACGAGACAUAGGUCCUGAACUCCGUCCAAAUGAUUAUAAGAAAGAAGAAAGAGAAGAUAAGAAUGGAGUAGAUGAUAAUAAGGAGAGAGAACCAACAACAAUGGAGGAUCUAGCUGUUGCUGCUAGAGGAGGAAUGGAGACCCUAAGGCCUGCUCUGCAGCGGCUGUACAUGACAAGAGCUUCUGCCUACAAGGAUGCUAUGAAGAGUUUUAUAGCUGGGUACCAGGAAGGUAUCCAACAAGUUAUGGACAAGAAAGAAAAGUAUGAAUCUCAGAAUCCUCAAGAUGAUGAUUCAAAAAAGCCCACUUGAUCUCUAUCAGAAGAAACGCUUGUUUUGAUGUCUUCUUGUAUAACAUGUUAUUGAUUAGCUAAAUUAUCAAGCAUCAGUAGAAGUGUGAAAACAUUUUCCGCCUUGAUCCUUCAUUGGUACUGGAAUAUCAGUGGACUUUUAAUUCCACUGGCGGUAGUAUGUCAAGUUCCAAUAGUAACUGGUCUUCUGGUGUACAAAACUUGCCUGUGGUGAAAAGUGAAUGCAUAUGUUCUAGACAGAUCAUUUUCUGGUGUGACAGACUUACCGCCUCUCGCAGAAAUAUAAUCCAUUACUUCCUCCGUCC